AUGUCCCACCAAAGUUUCAAAACCAUUCAACGACAAGUCAAUGGUCUGCUUAACCAAAGUAGGUCUGAAACCAAUUGCUUGAAAGCCAUCAAGUUGUGCAGAGGUUUCUUGAAGGAUAAUCCAACAACAUCGUCAACGUUCAAUGAAAAUUCCAUCAACGAAAUCAUCAAAUAUAAGAAACCAGAUCUUGAACAGUUCCUAUUCGAUAAACUUCGACUUCAAUCACAACCGUCGAAUGUAUUGAGAUCUUAUUUGGUUGAGAAUCCAGUGCCGCAGUCAAGAUUUAUUUUUGAUGCUGUGAAAGGAAACACGGAUAUUGAAUUGAAUAAAACUGCAUUAAGACAAUUAUUAUACAAGAAUAAAGAUGUUGAAACUUCAUUGAGUUUAAUCAAAAUGAAUAGAAAUCAUUUUGAAGUUAAAGAAGUCAAAAAUUUACAAAAAUUGGGAUUGAUGUAUGUUGGAGGUGUUUUAUCAUUCAAUGGGCUGCUAGAAUUUGCAAUUGCUGGUCAUGAAGCUAUCCAUUUGUUAUUUGAUAUUUAUCUUUUCAAUAUGUUCUUCCUUACAUUCUUUUUGAAAAAGGGAUAUAGUGACUUGGUCACUUGGAGACCUGGAAUUUCAAUGUUUCAAAAGUAUUUUCAUCAUUACGAUUAUAAGAUGUGUCACAAGUUGGUUUCAAUAUUCGAUGAACUUUAUACAACUAAUGUCUCCAACUAUCAUUUGACAAAUUCAAUCCUUAUUGAACAGUUUCAAAAAGAUAUGGUACUUGACAGGGAACAAAUCGAGAAGCUGAUUAGAGAUGAGUUUAGAGAAAUGGGACUUAUGAUCACAGAAGGUUCAGACGAAGCCAUGUUUAAAGAGUAUUGGUCUACAGGUGGAGAUGGGUUUGAAUGGGUAGAGCCUGAUAGAGAUCCUGUGGAAUUCCUUGAAAUAGCGGCAAAAAAACUCGAGACUGAAGUUUGA
Messenger RNA from Hansenula anomala, 960 nucleotides. RefSeq lists its product as uncharacterized. The record is from RefSeq and is a predicted model, not a curated record. NCBI's taxonomy places the organism in Eukaryota, Fungi, Ascomycota, Saccharomycetes, Phaffomycetales, Wickerhamomycetaceae. The transcript has a single exon. Bases 1 to 960 code for a protein of 319 amino acids.